AUGAAGCUUCUCACGCUCUGUGCAGUCGCCUCACUGGCUACACAGACAGUUGGCGCAGCUCUCAAGCACAAGCUCAAUGGCUUUACUAUUACGGAGCAUCCGGAUCCAGUGAAGCGGGAUUUGUUGCAGAAAUAUGUGACUUGGGAUGACAAGUCCCUCUUCAUCAAUGGAGAGAGGAUCAUGAUUUUCAGUGGUGAAUUCCAUCCUUACAGACUUCCAGUCCCAUCACUAUGGCUUGAUAUCCUCCAAAAGGUCAAAGCGCUAGGAUUCAACUGCAUCUCGUUCUACACAGACUGGGCCUUGCUGGAAGGAAAGCCGGGUGAUUAUCGGGCCGAGGGAAUCUUCGCUCUAGAGCCCUUCUUUGAAGCAGCAAAGGAGGCUGGUAUCUACCUGCUUGCUCGUCCCGGUCCCUAUGUCAACGCUGAAAGCUCUGGUGGUGGCUUUCCCGGAUGGCUGCAGAGGGUCAAUGGUACCCUUCGUACGGCGGAUAAGGGGUUCUUGGAUGCGACUGACAACUACAUCGCCACAAUCGGUGCUGCCAUUGCCAAAGCGCAAAUUACGAAUGGUGGGCCAGUCAUCCUCUAUCAGCCAGAAAAUGAAUACACAAAUGGCUGCUGUGGCGAAAAGUUCCCUGAUCCCGAUUACUUUCAAUAUGUGAUUGACCAGGCUCGCGACGCUGGUAUUGUUGUGCCUAUGAUCAGCAACGAUGCCUCUCCCGACGGACAUAAUGCCCCAAGCACGGGCAAAGGAGCGGCUGAUAUUUACGGCCAUGACAGUUAUCCUCUUGGAUUCGAUUGCGCAAACCCGGCUAUAUGGCCAGAAGGUAACCUACCCACCAACUUCUGGGCCCUGCACGAGGAGCAAAGCCCAACGACUCCGUACUCUCUGGUCGAGUUCCAAGCUGGAGCUUAUGAUCCCUGGGGAGGACCGGGAUUUGCUGCGUGCGCAGACCUAGUCAACCACGAGUUUGAGAGAGUGUUCUAUAAGAACAACUUUAGCUUCCGGGUCGCCAUCUUUAACCUCUACAUGAUAUUUGGUGGUACCAAUUGGGGUAACCUUGGUCACCCCGGUGGAUACACAUCAUAUGACUACGGCUCCGUGCUGAGUGAAACCCGCAAUAUCACUCGCGAAAAGUACAGCGAGCUCAAGCUCUUCGGCAACUUUGUCAAGGUCUCUCCGUCAUAUCUACUGGCUGAUCCUCGUAACCAGACAACGGUCUACACGAACACCUCUAGCUUGACUGUUACUCCUUUGAAAGCAAAUGGAUCGACCUCGUACUACGUGGUCCGGCAUACAGACUACAGUAGCCAGGAAUCAAAUUCGUACAAGCUCAGACUCGCGACUAGUUCUGGAAAUGUUACGGUUCCCCAGCUGGGAGGAGAGUUAUAUCUGAAUGGACGGGACUCGAAGGUUCACGUUGCUGAUUACGAUGUAUCUGGGACUAACAUCGUGUACUCGACGGCGGAGAUUUUCACUUGGAAGCAAUUUGCAGACAGCAAAGUUCUUAUUUUGUACGGUGGCCCUGGAGAACACCAUGAGCUGGCUAUUGCAUCCAAGUCCGAGGCAUCUAUUAUUGAGGGAUCUCAGUCAGGUAUCAAUUCAAAGCAGGUUGGGAGCAAUGUGGUCAUCUCUUGGGACGUUUCGUCUAUUCGUCGCAUCGUGCAGGUUGACGACCUGAAGAUCUUCCUCCUCGAUCGGAACACUGCCUACAACUACUGGGUUCCGGAGAUUCCAGUUGAAGGAACCACGCCGGGAUACAGUAACGAGAAGAACACUGCCUCCUCGAUUAUCGUCAAAGCCGGUUAUCUUGUGCGAACAGCUUACCUGAAGGAUGCUGACCUCCACCUCACCGCGGACUUCAACGCAACGACUCCCAUCGAAGUAAUUGGGGCCCCAGAAAAGGCCCAGAACCUCUACAUCAACAACGAAAAGAUCUCAUACAAGGUAGACAAGAACGGAAUCUGGACCUCAGAAGUCGAAUACACGCCGCCGGAGAUAAACCUUCCCAGCCUGGAAGACCUCGACUGGAAGUACCUGGACACGCUCCCAGAGAUCCAGUCUUCGUAUGAUGACUCUGCUUGGCCCAAGGCAGACAAGCCUACAACGGACAAUGACCAUCGUCCCCUGGACACGCCAACGUCGCUUUACUCUUCCGACUAUGGCUUCCAUACCGGCUACCUGGUCUACAGAGGCUCGUUUGUCGCGCAGGGAAAUGAGACUACUUUCUUCAUCCGUACACAGGGCGGACAAGCGUUCGGAAGCUCUGUGUGGCUGAACCAGACUCUCUUGGGAUCUUGGACUGGCCUGAACCAAGACUCAGACAAUAACUCGACCUACAAAUUGCCUAGUCUCCAGCGCGGUAAGACCUACGUCUUCACCGUUGUCGUUGAUAACAUGGGACUCGAUGAGAACCUCGACGUCGGUGCUGAUGUUAUGAAGAACCCUCGCGGAAUCUUGAACUACAGCCUGUCCGGAAGAAGCCAGGACGCGAUUACAUGGAAGCUAACUGGUAACCUGGGUGGUGAAGAUUACCAGGACAAGGUACGAGGACCUCUCAACGAGGGCGGUCUAUACGCAGAGCGAUACGGCUUCCACCAACCAGAACCUCCAAACGCAGACUGGGAAUCUUCAAGCCCGCUAGGAGGCCUCUCAAAACCCGGCAUCGGAUUCUACACCACCAACUUCGACCUCUCCAUCCCCAGCGGAUAUGACGUGCCCGUCUACUUCAACUUCGGCAACGCCACAGACUCCAACCCAGCGCCAUUCAGAGCACAGCUCUACGUGAAUGGAUACCAGUACGGUAAAUAUGUCAGCAACAUUGGUCCGCAGACCAGCUUCCCGGUUCCGGAGGGCAUUCUGAACCACCGUGGAACGAACUGGGUCGCAGUUAGUCUUUGGGCGCUGGGUGAGGAGGGUGCGAAAUUGAGUAACUUUGAGUUGUCGCAUGAGAAACCGGUGAAGACGGGGUUGAAGGAAGUGGAAGCGGCUGAGCAGCCGAAAUAUGAAGCGAGGGAGGGGGUGUAUUGA
This is a messenger RNA of Aspergillus chevalieri, 3027 nucleotides long. RefSeq names its product glycoside hydrolase family 35 protein. The record is from RefSeq and is a predicted model, not a curated record. The coding region runs from base 1 to 3027 and encodes 1008 amino acids. Gene Ontology annotation, cellular component: vacuole. Gene Ontology annotation, biological process: carbohydrate metabolic process. Lineage: Eukaryota; Fungi; Ascomycota; Eurotiomycetes; Eurotiales; Aspergillaceae. The transcript has 5 exons. Gene Ontology annotation, molecular function: beta-galactosidase activity.